Molecule: messenger RNA, 2066 nt
Organism: Gambusia affinis (western mosquitofish)
Lineage: Eukaryota; Metazoa; Chordata; Actinopteri; Cyprinodontiformes; Poeciliidae
Gene: slc60a1b
Product: major facilitator superfamily domain containing 4Ab
Exons: 10
Coding region: 1-1743 (580 amino acids)
Biological process (GO): transmembrane transport
Source: RefSeq, a predicted model, not a curated record
AUGUUCAUAGAUGAGAGGAUUGUAACUCUAUUCAAACGAAACGCUCAUCACACGCUGACUUACUGGAGCGUUUUCUUCAGCUUUGGACUGUGCAUUGCUUUUCUUGGACCUACAAUAUUGGACUUGCAAUGUCAAACAAACUCAACACUGAGCCAGAUUACCUGGGUCUUCUUUUCUCAGCAGUUCUGCUUGUUGAUCGGCAGCUCGGUUGGUGGCGUUUUCAAGAGAACGUUAUUCAGUGCUCUAGCUGCCCUAUUUGUCUCUGCUCUUCUCAUCUCUGUGAUAUUUGCCAUCAUUCCUGUAUGUAAUAAUGUCCUCGUACUGGCCAUUGCCAUGGCUGUGUCUGGUUUGGCAAUGGGAGUUAUUGACACCAUUGCUAACAUUCAACUGGUCGCCAUCUAUCGGAAGGACUCAGCCAUUUUCUUACAGGCUCUGCACUUCUUCAUCGGGUUUGGAGCCCUGGUGAGUCCACUGAUUGCAGAUCCUUUCCUCUCUGAGACAGGCUGUGGGAAUCAUACGGGGAACGAGACCGAGAUCAUGCAUCAUUUCAGGAGCAUGCUGAGAUACAGUCCAAUUGCAGAGCACAACAUAACUCAGAGCCACCUGCCUCAUGAUGGAGUGGUGAAGGAGGAGCCAAUUGUGCAAUAUGCUUUCUGGAUCAUGGCGCUUAUAAAUCUGCCUGUGCCCAUUGCUGUGCUGUUUCUUAUGUAUCGGGAGAACUUACUCCCAUGCUGUCCUGGCAGCACUCCACGUCUUUUAGACAAGGAUGAACUAGCAAUGGAGACCCAGCAGGGGGCAGAGGGCCCAGACUUGGAGCAGAAGGAACAUAAAGCUGGAGGUCAUGGGAGUAUCUUCAGCUGCUGUCAGAAUGAUAACCUGCGUGGACUGCCAGUAUCCUUCUUUAUGAUUCAUAUCCUUGGAGGGAUGGUGCUCUUUAUGACCGAUGGCAUUGUGGGAGCGUAUGCUGGCUUUGUGUACACCUACGCCGUGGCCCCACCGAUGUCAUUGCCGAACAAGACAGCAGGUUACCUGGCUAGUAUUUUCUGGGCAGCGAUCACAGCUGGACGCCUUUUGUCUAUUCCUCUCUCAUAUCGUUUCCAACCUGUACGGCUCCUCAUGUUCAACCUGGCAGGAGCUAUUGUUACUGUGUUGAUGCUGCUCAUUUUCUACACCAGCAGAAUCUUCCUGUUUGUCGGAACCUGUUUAUGUGGACUUUUUUUGAGCAGCAUUUUCCCCUGUAUGCUUGCCUACACUGAGGAUAUCCUUGAUUACCAGGGAUGUGCAACCUCUGUCCUGGUGACAAGUGCAGGGAUGGGAGAGAUGGUAAUGCAGGUCCUGGUUGGCUCAAUCAUUCAGUCUGAAGGAAGCUACAGCUUCCUGUUGUGUGGAGUGAUAAUUGCCUGCAUUGGGUUUAUCCUCUUCUUUGGUCUCCUGCUUUUCCAUCGAAUGCACAGAAAUUACCUCACAGGAACAUCAAAGAAGUCAGCAAUGGUAGAAGAACCAGGAGCAGACCAGAAUGGAUCAGCCAAACAAGAUGUUUUUUCUUCUCAGGGAGAACCAGGAGCAGACCAGAAUGGAUCAGCCAAACAAGAUGUUUUUUCUUCUCAGGGAGAACCAGGAGCAGACCAGAAUGGAUCAGCCAAACAAGAUGUUUUUUCUUCUCAGGGAGAAGCAGGAGCAGACCAGAAUGGGUCAGCCAAAGCAGAACAAAAAGAGAAUAACGACACUGUGACAAUUUCAUAGUUUUAAAAAUUUUUUAAAUGUCUUAUUCUGUAAAUUAUAAAAAUAAAUUUAUUAAUCACAAAGGUUUCCCGCUUUUUAUGGCUAGACUGUUGGAAAUGAAAAAGGAUAGGCCAAUAUUUUGAAAGUGUACAUGCGCUAAAGGGUUAUAAGCAGUUAAUUUCUUACCAGGGUCACGUUAAUGCCAUUGUAAAAUCCUAAAUUUAAAGCAUAGGUUUAGUUUGAAGGGGAUCAAGACUCAACUGGACUUUAACCAUUUUAAAACCGCUCCAAUCUCAAACAUUUUACAGUGAUUUAAGCAAACCUUAUUGGUCUGUCAGACUCUC